AUGGCGGAAACAGCAACUCUCCCAGCCACGAUUCCCGUUGAGGAUGGAGGAGAUACCACCUCUAUGGCGCUUUCAACCGUCAACCACGAAGUGGCCGCACCGGCAGAGCGGAAAGUCAAGAAGAUCAUCCGCAGGAAAAAGCGACCUGCGCGCCCUCAAGUUGACCCAUCCACCUUCAAAUCCGAACCACCUCCUCAGACUGGCACGAUCUUCAAUAUUUGGUAUAAUAAAUGGUCAGGUGGAGAUCGUGAAGACAAAUACCUUUCCAAGACUGCUGCUGCGGGACGGUGCAAUAUCGUACUGGACACUGGAUACACCAAGGCCGACAAAGUUACGGGGAGUUACUUCUGCUUGUUCUUCGCGCGGGGAAUAUGUCCCAAGGGUCAAGAGUGCGAAUACCUCCAUAGACUGCCCGGGAUUCACGACAUGUUCAAUCCUAACGUAGAUGUAUUUGGAAGAGAUAAGCAUUCGGAUUACAGAGAUGACAUGGGAGGUGUUGGAAGCUUCAUGAGACAAAACCGCACAAUCUACGUUGGUAGGAUACAUGUCAGCGAUGACAUCGAGGAAGUUGUAGCACGACAUUUUGCAGAAUGGGGUCAAGUUGAAAGAAUACGGGUAUUAAAUACUAGGGGUGUCGCUUUCAUCACCUAUUCGAACGAGGCAAAUGCGCAGUUUGCAAAAGAAGCCAUGGCACAUCAGUCAUUGGACCAUAGCGAGAUCCUCAAUGUUCGAUGGGCCACCGCAGAUCCAAACCCAAUGGCGCAAGCACGGGAGGUUAGGAGAAUCGAAGAGCAGGCCGCAGAAGCAGUACGGAGGGCCUUACCCGACGAGUUCGUCGCCGAGAUUGAAGGUCGGGACCCUGAAGCGCGAAAACGGAAGAAGAUCGAGGGGGAAUUUGGUUUAGCGGGAUAUGAGGCUCCUGAUGAUAUCUACUUUGCAAGGGGGGCGAACGCAGUGAACCCGAUUGGCAGACAGGGCAUGGAGCUAGAGGAGGAGCAAAGGCUAAUGAUCGAGGCCGACCAAGUGGAGCAAGCAGAGGCGGAGGAGAGUGGGAUCUUUUCGAGCAGCACCUCGCUGCGUUACAGAGCGCUCAAGGAGCCAUUGGAUCAAAGCCGAAGGCCAAAGCAGCUUCGGGACCUUUGGUUGCUUAUGACAGUGAUAGUGAUUAACCUUGGCAUGGACUUCACAACGGCUUGCGAGCCCCAAAUAAGAGAAUGUACUUGUAUACCAAUGUUUACGGAAAGUGUA
Molecule: messenger RNA, 1248 nt
Organism: Lachnellula hyalina
Lineage: Eukaryota; Fungi; Ascomycota; Leotiomycetes; Helotiales; Lachnaceae
Gene: CWC2
Product: Pre-mRNA-splicing factor
Exons: 2
Cellular component (GO): Prp19 complex; U2-type catalytic step 1 spliceosome; U2-type catalytic step 2 spliceosome
Molecular function (GO): metal ion binding; pre-mRNA binding; U6 snRNA binding
Source: RefSeq, a predicted model, not a curated record